Molecule: messenger RNA, 192 nt
Organism: Cooperia oncophora
Lineage: Eukaryota; Metazoa; Nematoda; Chromadorea; Rhabditida; Trichostrongylidae
Source: the annotation of a GenBank genome assembly
AUGCGUGUGGUAAGAGGACAGGUUUGGAAUUUGUAUGACUGUCUCGCAAAGAAUGAAACUCCUGCUGGUUUAAUUACAAAGGAGCCGAUUCUUGUUACCAGAAGGUAUCGGCGGAAUCGGCCCAACACUGACAACUGGUCCCAAUGGUUUCGGGUUCGUCGUUGCACCAAUUAUUAUCGUGGAUGCUGCUGA